AUGUUGACUAGAAGAGAAAAUCUGUUGAUUAGACCAUGGCAGGAGAGGAGGUACAUUCACCAUAGACACAAAGUAGAGACGGCCCUACCUGCAAUUGAUGUCCGGCCACCGGCACAGCGACAUCAUGUCACCUGCAAACUUAAAAAGCUUCAAAAGGAAGCGGAGAGAUGUGAACGAAUCCACCAUGACAACUUUACUCUCUUGCAACACCUGAGCGGAAUCAUGAAGACAAACCGUCUUGACAACUACUGGGUCGAGGCUCCUCCAAAUUUCCUCCAUCGAGUAGGAAUAUAUCACGUAAAAGAUCAUAAGGAACAGCAGAGGCAGGAUUUGGAGGAGGCUAUAAGAAGUCUUCAGACAAGAAAAGAAAAAUGCCUGGGCUGCAACCCUAGUCAUCUGCCAGCUCAGAUACACAUCCCAGAAGAUAGAGUACCAUGGGAGGCACCGAAGAAAAGGCUGUCUCGAAGAAGCUCAUCCUUCAUGGAAGAUUUAGACUCUACCCAUACUAAGGCAAGUACAAAGAAAUCUUCAAGUGAGUCACUAGCCAAGCUUAAUACAACUCCAAAGAGUUCACCAAGUACCACAGAAUUAUCUCGGCCGAGUACUGGACAAACGACCAGUCAGAGGUUCCCAAUGGUGGAGACACACAGCGUAGUGUUGAAGCACGGAGCUCUGCGGCUAGUAGUCAACUUCCCUCCGCAGACGACAGUCAAACUUCGCACAGGCCAGACAGAGCGACUACUGCAAUCUGAGUUCUGUCAAUGCUCUCGUCCUCAAGACAAAACCACACCUACGCCCGUCUCCGAAUAACUGUGCUUAGUUUUUUUUAUAUUUUUGUAAUACUUUGCCACUCUAUGAUUUAAAGAAGAGAAAGUCUGAAAUGCCGAGUUAUUUUGCUCUAACUGCAACAACAUUAUUUUCACGAGU
Macrosteles quadrilineatus (aster leafhopper) is the source of this 927-nucleotide messenger RNA. RefSeq lists its product as uncharacterized. The transcript is spliced from 7 exons. Lineage: Eukaryota; Metazoa; Arthropoda; Insecta; Hemiptera; Cicadellidae. The record is from RefSeq and is a predicted model, not a curated record. The coding region runs from base 1 to 810 and encodes 269 amino acids.